AUGGCUUGUGUUGCAUUGACUUCUCUCAUGGCAACAAUUCAGCUUGAGUUCCUUCAACCCAACCACAGAGUGUCUGUUUUUGAUGAAAAGCCUUUGAAAUCUCUGUUUCAGAAGCUUUCUUCUUUGGAAGCCUUUCUGAAGAAGGAAUACAGCAACGGUGGCGCUCCAAACCGAGAUCUGCAAAUAAAAAUCAGAGAUUUUGCACUCAAAGCUGAAGAUGCCAUCGAAAUACAACUAACAAACAUCCUUCAAAAAGCUCAUGAAGGGGAACUCCAUCUCCAUCGAACCUUGCAAGAAGCAGCAAAGGAGGCAGAAGAGUUGUUGAAGAUUAUCAAUAACAGCAGUGAAGUUGAAGCAGACAACAUUGGAUCCUUGCAAUGCUCUCCACAGUUUGAGGAUAAAAUGUUUGGUCGUGACGGUUCCUUUAUAGCGAUAAAGUUUCAUUUAAGCCACCAAGAUCGGGCACGAAAUCGAAAAGUUGUCUCAAUUUUUGGAGCGCCAGGCGUUGGAAAGACUACUUUAUGUCAAAAACUGUAUUCAGAUGAAAAGGUUGUAUCAUGUUUUGACAUUAAAGUUUGGGUUACUAUUCCCCGAAGAUACAACGCCCAACAAUUACUGUGUCAUCUUCUUCAAUCAAUGAGCCCAACCCUCAAUGAAGACAUUGACAUGCUAAAAGAGCAACUGCACAAACACUUGAAAUGCAAGAGAUAUUUAAUUGUUUUGGAAGAUGUCCCUACCACUCUGGUUUGGGAUGAUAUCCAAUCAUGUUUUCCAGAUGACUCGAAUGCAAGCAGGAUAUUGCUAACCACUCUUUUCGGUGAUGUGGCUAAGUACGUUAGCAAACCUUCCUUUCACAUCUCUUUCCUAAAUCCCAGUGAAAGUUGGGAUCUAUUUUUCUACAGAUUUUCUGGCAAUCAGUAUAUGUAUAUGGCACCUAAGUUUAAAGAAAUUGCCAAGAGUCUCGUUGAGGAAUGCAAAGGAUUGCCGCGCUCGAUUGUUACCGUUGCAGACCGUCUAUCUAAAUGCGACUACACGGUGAAGGAAUGGAGAAAGAUUGAAAAAGAAUUGCUGUGA
Messenger RNA from Ipomoea triloba (trilobed morning glory), 1074 nucleotides. Its product is annotated as putative late blight resistance protein homolog R1A-3. The transcript has a single exon. Bases 1 to 1074 code for a protein of 357 amino acids. NCBI's taxonomy places the organism in Eukaryota, Viridiplantae, Streptophyta, Magnoliopsida, Solanales, Convolvulaceae. Gene Ontology annotation, molecular function: ADP binding. The record is from RefSeq and is a predicted model, not a curated record. Gene Ontology annotation, biological process: defense response to other organism.